This is a messenger RNA of Erpetoichthys calabaricus (reedfish), 2579 nucleotides long. RefSeq names its product zinc finger protein 397-like. The transcript has 4 exons. The record is from RefSeq and is a predicted model, not a curated record. Gene Ontology annotation, biological process: regulation of transcription by RNA polymerase II. NCBI's taxonomy places the organism in Eukaryota, Metazoa, Chordata, Cladistia, Polypteriformes, Polypteridae. The coding region runs from base 266 to 2353 and encodes 695 amino acids. Gene Ontology annotation, molecular function: RNA polymerase II cis-regulatory region sequence-specific DNA binding; DNA-binding transcription factor activity, RNA polymerase II-specific. Gene Ontology annotation, cellular component: nucleus.
GAUCGGUUAGGCAUGCAGACUGGGUAGUGACAUGCCCGUCUUUCUUUUAAAGUAAAGCACUAUUUUUUUUUAAAUAAAUACUGCGAAUAUCUACCAGUCAGAAAUAAAGUGAACGAAAUAAACGUCUGUAAGAAUAUGUAGUGUUAAAACCUAUUAAAUAAGAAAAGGGCUUUGAAGAUAGCUUCACUAUGAAAGCAUGAAACCAAACGGACCCCCCGAAUAAAAUUCCUAUUGUAUUGGUCGUGGUGGAAAAAGAAGAGAGAAGAUGGCUUGUGGGCUAUCUUCUACCUUUGAACGAGACGUUAGUACAAGUUCGAGACUGCUGCAGGGGACGUUGUCCGACUUCACCGACUCUGGCACGUUCAAUGCAGACAAACAUGCCAGCGUUGUUUCGGAAAUGGGAGCACCAACAGCCGUUAACAAGGAGGCGGUUCAGGCGGCGGUGGAGAUUAUUAUGACAAAAUUUACAGGCAUUGCCAUCAUAAUUGAGGAAGCAGUGAAGGCAGCAGUGGAAAUUCUAACGGCAAGAUUUAGAGGAUGCUUUGAUCGAAAAUUCGCCGAUUUUCAACUCGAAUUGUCAGUGAAGGACAAAGAAAUAGAAAGCCUGAAGCUACAACUCGAAGUAUUCAAGCGUGAACUGAGCGCACUCCAGGGGCAUAAUGAACCUGAAGGAAAGUCGAUGGAGGAGGCGGCAACUGCUGAAGCCGCAGAAAACGAAAAUGAAUUAUUUUCUAUGAAGGAGGAAAUACAGAAUGGUGGUGAUUUGGAAAAGGAAUCUGUUGCUUCUCUCCAAGAAGACAAAGGAAGAGUGUCUGAACAAAGCUGCAGAUAUGAAGAAGAUGAGGAUUCUGUAAUAAACCUCCCAGUCCAUGGAGAUGGUGGGUUAUGGCACCAAUUUGUUCAAAUUAAGGAAGAGACGAGUACCCCGGACACAGCCCUGAUUAAAGAGGAAGUUUGUGAAGAAGGUACUGUCAAUCCUGAAAUCCAAGGCAGUGAAGUGGAGUCUUGCUGCAUGUCAGGCAAUGAGUCUCCUAGGCUGCAAACUGCAUCGGCUUAUGGAAGUCCUGACGCAGAUGUGCCAAUCAGGCAGAUGUCGAUUCAUAGAAGAUGCUGCUCCCCUCUGCUGCUAAAUGACAGAGAGCAGCAAGAGAUUAAGACACCCAUGAGAGAUUCUAACAGGAAGGGUCGAUUAUCAGCUGCCCAGCGGUCCCACAAAAGUUCAUCACAGGUUAAAGACGAAAUAUGUGAAGAGGGAUCUGUCAACACUAAAAGGCAAAGCAAUUCCCUUCAAUCUGGUUACGACACAGAGGAAGAUUUCCUUAAACUACAGUCUGCCAACCCUGAAAUGAGGGAGCUGGCCAGGCCGACAUCCAUCCGUAGAAGACGCUGCACCCCUCAGCUAUUGUCCAUAGGUGAGGAGCAUGGCAGAGCUGAAACCUUGUUGUGGAAGAAGAGGACAGAGAAACCCACUUCUAGAAAAACACAAUGGGAAGACCGGGCAUCAAAUAGCACACAUACUGGCUCAACAGAUUUACAAGAACAUUGGGGCUCUUUUAUUACCUCUGCCUACCAGCCUUCUCCCUUAUCCAAAAGCCACGGGAGCUGCCAAGAACAUCCACAGCAUGGGGAAGAAAUGAGUAAGCCAACAUUUUUGCCAGUGGCUACAACUGAUGAGUGUGUGCAGCGCAGCGCCGCUCCAGCAUUGGCGGUGGCAGAGAUGGGCACUACUAAAAGUCCCCAGUGGAUCCAAAGCAGCAUGGCUCCACAUCACUGUCCAAUAUGUGGUAAGAGAUUCAAGAUGAAAAGGUAUCUUAACAGGCACCAGAGAAUUCACACAGGAGAGAAACCUUUUUGUUGUUCCGAGUGUGGGAAGAGGUUCUUAAAGAAAUAUCACCUUCAGCAACAUGAGAAGACUCAUGCUGGAGACAAGCCAUUUUCAUGCGCCCAGUGUGGAAAGCGGUUUGGCCGGAAGUACUAUCUUCAACAGCACCAGCGAAUACAUACAGGUGAAAAACCUUACGGAUGCAGUCAGUGCGGCCAGAGGUUCCUACGGAAAGAUUACCUUCAGCAACAUCACUUAAGCCACACAGGAGAAAAGCCAUAUUGUUGUUCUCAGUGUGGGAAAAAACUCAAACACAAAAUCAGCCUUGUCCACCAUCAGUGGAUACACACAGGAGAAAAGCUGCACUGCUGCAGUGAAUGUGGCAAACGGUUCACAUUAAAAAGUAAUCUUCAAAAGCACCAAAGAAUUCAUACCGGGGAAAAACCAUACUGCUGCACUGAAUGUGGAAAGCGAUUCACACAGAAAAGUCAUCUUCAGCAACACCAGUGUAAGACAAUGCAACUUAUGUGAUGCCACUCUUCUAAGAUUAAUUGGAUUGAACUGAAAAGUCUAUUUUAUUAGGGGAGAUAAUGUAGAUUUUUUUAUCAGUACAGGAAAACAAAUAUAAAUGAUCUUAAAAAAAACAAAAAACUUUGUCAUGGCAUUGCUUUAUUAGAAGAACAAGAGAAAAAUCAACUUGGACAAAACAAGCAGACACUUUCAAAACAGUAGACUCUACUUUUCCUUGUAAUGCAUA